UUUUCUUAGCAGCACCUGAAGGCAGCCACACUAUUAGUUUAUUUAGCAUUCCAAAAUGACGGAUCCAACCACGUCUCCAGAGGACCCCUGGAAAACAGACGGGGCUUUCAGCGACAAUGGCUUUGACACCAGUUUCUUCACUGAUACUGCCAGAAAAGGUAGCAUUGUGUCCAGGACAAACAGUAUCGGCUCUACAAGUGCCUCUUCAGUUCCAAAUACAGAUGAUGAAGACAGCGACUAUAGGCAUGAGACGUCGUAUAAAGACUCAUACAAAGACCGAAGGAGACAAGCACACACACAAGCUGAGCAGAAGCGCAGAGAUGCAAUCAAGAAAGGUUAUGAUGACCUGCAGGGAAUUGUCCCAACCUGUCAGCAGCAGUCUGAGUUUGCUGUCGGAGCACAAAAGAUCAGCAAGGCUACUAUUCUUCAGAAAACAAUCGACUACAUCCACUUUCUUCAUAAAGAAAAGAAGAAGCAAGAGGAGGAAGUUUCUGUCCUAAGGAAAGAAGUGAUGGCCUUGAAGAUCAUGAAAACGAACUAUGAGCACAUAGUGAAGGCCCACCAGAACAACCCACAGCAGGGAGAGGACCAGGUCUCUGACCAGGUCAAGUUCAACAUCUUCCAGAACAUCAUGGACUCGCUGUUCGUGUCUUUCAGUAAUUCUGUUUCAAUGAGCAGCUUCCAAGAACUGUCCGCCUGUGUUUUUAGCUGGAUCGAGGAACACUGCAAGCCACAGACGCUGCGGGAGUUUGUUGUUGGAGUGCUCCGGCAGCUCAAUGGCCAGCUUUAUUAGUUGAGGGGAAACCUCUGGCUAACUUCCAGAAAUUGACUUUUAACUUGCUCUUGUCUCCCAGGAUGGAAUUAAAACUUCAAUCUGCCACAGUCCUCACAUUGACUUCAGCUCAUCAGAGAUUCCUGGAUUGUUGUUAGAUUACCUCGUCAAACGCUAUGGGGAAAGAUGAAAGGUUGCCUUGGCUUGAGCAGUUAAAUAGGGUUGCCUUGUGACCUCUUUACUGUUGGGAAUUUACAUCUCUGUAGUGUAUUUUUUGCUCCAUCCCAAACUUCUAAGGAACGCAGAGGAAACGCAAUUUUAAGUGAAAUGUGGCGUGCAGAGAACAUCUAGUUAUAAUUUCAACAAAGCACAGAAAACGGAACGUAUGAAUAAAAAGCUUCCUACAAAACGACGCAGGAAGUAGUGUCUUAUCAGGUCCUCCUCCCAAGUUUGCCUAGUUUCAUAAUCUAAAUGGUAGCCAUAUACAUAUAUACAUGUGUGCCUACAGACAAAUAGAUGCUCAUAUCAAGUCAGUUAUUCAGUUCAGAGCAAAUCUACCUGGCUUACCUGAGACACCAUGAGGAGAAGUCAUUUAUUUGACGCGAAUGAAGUGAUGGUGAUGUUUCUGCUGCAUCUUAAUUAAUAGAGUAAGAAAGCAGAACGGUCACAGCUUUUCUUCUCUCUCGUCAAUAGUGACCAUGUAGCUGGAUUCUGAACGAGAGCUUUUUGUGCUGCUGCACACAAACAAGUCACUCCUGAAAUUUGUUGGAUUGCUAUGAGUAUUUCAAGCUCUUCUGUUUUCAGGAGCAUGCCAUAUGCAUGCAUGCCUCAGAAUUUCCAUCACUGAUGCUUGCUUUGAAUGAACUCUUUACUGUGACGGAGCUCCAUGUUUAAAUAAGCGUAGCUUUAUAAUGGGGGCAAAGCAGAAAAACACAUGUUGUAAAUGUUAACCAACUGUGCCACAGCUCGGUGAACGAAUUUAAGUUAUUUACAGGAUGAUGUUAAACAUCAAGUGUUGACUUUGAUAAGCCUUUUUUUUUAACUUAAUUAUAUGAAACAUCACUAGAAUAAGUUGUUGUAAUGCUGUUAUGGUAAAUGUAUAGAUCUGCUGUGUGAGCUUUUAUGAUCAGUAUGUUGAUUACCACUACAGGUUUUUUUUUUUUUUUCCAAUCACUGCUACCAUAAAUGUUAGACCCUAAAAAUUAUUCAUCUGUCAAAACACUUCUGUACUCAAUGAAAAACGAAAAAAAAAAAGACUUAUAGAUGAUAAAUUUCAGCCAUUGAAUUUAAACAAUUUUGUGUUUUCAGGAACUCUAUUUCAAAGGUAAAUCACUAGUAACUUUUAGAUACCACUGAAGUCUAAUUCAAGUGCCAUAAACCCGCUUGCAAUGAUCUCAAUGCUCUCAUUGAGCUUACGCUACUAAUUAAGAUUGUAUAGAAGUAGUCGAUCCAUUCAAAGUCUUAUUUUCGUAAACACAGAACUGGAGGUUUUAUAAGGCUUGUAUAUGAUGACACGUGUGUCUAAACAUGCAGUGGAUGUUGAUAAUGUGUUGAUUUUAUUUUCCUUUUCAGGAGAAAAAAAGUGCAAGGUGGCAAGAGAAAAGAAACUAAGUCAACAUGAAACACUUUAAUUACAAUAAACUUAUAUACUCGUACUCUUAAAAAUGUGGUCAAGCAUUAGUUUGAUAUAUCACCAUCUUAAACAAAAAUAAAAAUAUUUCAGUUGGUAAACUGUUCACAACUCAACCUGAAUAUGUAGAACUCUUGUGAACUCAGGUAUGUUUUUGUGGUUAUAAAAUUGGAAAACAAACCGCUGUUGCCUCUGAGGUGAUGAGCAUCCCUCUAUAACGCCUCAACAUUUGUGAUUUGUUUAGCUAAUACUGAUGUACAUAAAUGUUUUCAGCUAUGUUUUCCAUGUCAGAAUAUGUUAAACUCGUAUUUAUUCAAAGAACGUGUUAUAAAUAAAGUUUCCUCUUGGGAUUA
This is a messenger RNA of Xiphophorus couchianus (Monterrey platyfish), 2755 nucleotides long. RefSeq names its product MAX dimerization protein MLX (gene mlx). The transcript is spliced from 8 exons. Gene Ontology annotation, biological process: regulation of transcription by RNA polymerase II. The record is from RefSeq and is a predicted model, not a curated record. Gene Ontology annotation, cellular component: nucleus. Lineage: Eukaryota; Metazoa; Chordata; Actinopteri; Cyprinodontiformes; Poeciliidae. Bases 56 to 793 code for a protein of 245 amino acids. Gene Ontology annotation, molecular function: protein dimerization activity; RNA polymerase II cis-regulatory region sequence-specific DNA binding; DNA-binding transcription factor activity, RNA polymerase II-specific.